UCGGCCCGUCUGACUGGUUGCGUCUCCCGCGUUGUGGGUAAAUGGCGUCAGUGGCGGGAAAGUUGAGCCUCUCGCGCUCCAGGCUUUCGUGGGGAUGUGUAGUGACUUCCACAGGGCUGAGUCUGGGACCGAGCUUCUUGCCCGCCUUGAAGGUAGAAGUUCCUUGAAAGAAAUAGAACCAAAUCUGUUUGCUGAUGAAGAUUCACCUGUUCAUGGUGAUAUUCUUGAAUUUCACGGUCCAGAAGGAACAGGAAAAACAGAAAUGCUCUAUCAUUUAACCGCACGAUGUAUACUUCCAAGGUCAGAAGGUGGAUUGGAAGUAGAAGUCUUAUUUAUUGAUACAGAUUACCACUUUGACAUGCUUCGGCUUGUUACAGUUCUUGAGCAUAGGCUAUCGCAAAGCUCUGAAGAAAUGAUAAAGUGCUGCCUUGGAAGAAUGUUUUUGGUUUAUUGCAGCAGCAGUACCCAGCUCCUGCUCACCCUCUAUUCACUAGAAGCCAUGUUCUGUAGUCACCCCUCUCUCUGUCUUUUGAUUGUGGACAGCCUGUCAGCGUUUUACUGGAUAGACCGAGUCAAUGGAGGAGAAAGUGUGAACUUGCAGGAGUCUACUCUGAAGAAAUGUUCUAAGCUUCUAGAGAAACUUGUCAAUGAAUAUCGCUUGAUCCUCUUAGCAACAACACAAAGCAUAAUGCAGAGAGCUGGAGCGUCUACAGAAGGGCCAGCUGCGUGUAAACUGCCCUCGGAUGCCGACUCGGACUUCAGGCCCUAUCUCUGUAAGGCCUGGCAGCAAAUGGUGAAGCACAGGAUAGUCUUCUCCAAACACCAAGAUAACCAGGAUACUAACGGUACCACCCAGUUCUCCCUAGUUUCACGUCAUUUAACAAGUCACAGUUUAAGAAAACACUUCUUUAUUAUCAGAGAAAGUGGGGUGGAAUUUUGUUGAAUGUCAUAAAAUAGUCUUUUACAAGCUAUAAUACAGGUCUUAAGAAGUCUUUUAUAAGCUAAAGUGAUUUCAUUCUAAAAGUUUUAAAAGUCUGAGGAAAGUAACACCACAAUGUUUCUACACAGAAUGGAUUUUUCUUUCUUUCUUUCUUUUUUUAUUGGCAGUACUGCACAUAAUGGAUUUCUUAAAUUAGUGUUAGUAAAACUACAGGCUGUUCUGUUCCUAAUAUCAAAGUGAUGUUAACAGUUAAAACUUUGAGCCAAGCUUGUUUUAAAACUAAUAUACAUAUUUUAGACUAAAUAAAAUGGACUUUUAUAUAAAACUUGGUGUCACAAGUUUGGAAUUCAGUUAAGCAUUUCUUUAGGAAAGUUCAAAUGUGUUCCUAGUCUCCUUUGCAUCCUCCCUUAGGAGGUGUGUCUAUGGAAGUAUGUCUGCAGAGCUGGGAAUUCCUUAGCCACAAGGCAGAAUUGGUUGUAUAAAUAGCCCAGCUUCCUCAGUCAAUGAGAAGCCACUGAGGUAUUUCUCAGAGCGGCCUUGGUAGUAUGGAUUCCCAGUUUCUUAGAGCAU
Messenger RNA from Dipodomys ordii (Ord's kangaroo rat), 1510 nucleotides. It is a transcript of the gene Xrcc2, whose product is annotated as X-ray repair complementing defective repair in Chinese hamster cells 2. NCBI's taxonomy places the organism in Eukaryota, Metazoa, Chordata, Mammalia, Rodentia, Heteromyidae. Gene Ontology annotation, cellular component: Rad51B-Rad51C-Rad51D-XRCC2 complex; replication fork; centrosome. Gene Ontology annotation, biological process: DNA strand invasion; double-strand break repair via homologous recombination. The coding region runs from base 95 to 943 and encodes 282 amino acids. The record is from RefSeq and is a predicted model, not a curated record. Gene Ontology annotation, molecular function: ATP binding; ATP-dependent DNA damage sensor activity; four-way junction DNA binding. The transcript has 3 exons.